AUGGCAAAUGCGCUUAGGCUGGUGAUUGGUGCUGUCAUCAAUGUUGAAAUUUGGAUAUUGUUGUGUACAAAUAUCUUUGUGCUCUUUUGCAUCAUAAAAGGUCGUUUACAUUUGAAAAAAGAUAACUCUGUUCAUAUACUAGCCAACUUCAACAUAUUUUUCGAAAUCUUACAACAAAUUCUGCAUGUUUUUUAUGUUGGCCCUGCGAUCAUCACUGGUAAAUGGUUCUUCGAAGGACAAAACUCGCUGGGUGUGACGAUAGCAGCAACAUGGUUUCUUGGAUUAUGGUAUCUUGGAUCGUUGGUGCAAAUGUUGUUUGCUACAAACAGAUUCGUUGUCAUAUGCUUCCCAUCAAAAACCUUUUUCACCAGGUCAAGAGUUUUCAAAUUCAUUAUAUUGAGCUGUUGUGCAGCAGCCGGAAUGGUCACCUACUCACAAAUAUUGUCACCGUGUUGCAGGAUAACCCCUGAUCCAAACUACUUUGGUUACUCUUAUCUUAUAACAAAUCCUAACGCUGGAAAUCCCUCCAUGUAUCGCGUAGAUUUACCACUCGACAUCACUACUUCAGCAUAUUGUGGUUUAUCUUACAUAGCUCUUUUCGCUUAUGUGCUCAAAGUUGGCGCUCCCACUGAUGCUCGCUCCAAAAGGGAACUGAGAUGUUGCGUGCAAUUCCUCUUGAUGUUUCUUACGUAUACUAUCACGUGGCUAACAUUUUUCGUAUAUCCAGUUAUUGGUAUACCGUAUCCGGAAGCCUAUGCUGUCACUACUGUGGUAUUUAUGUCAAAUUGUGGUAUAAACUCUAUAAUCUACCUAGUCAUGAAUAGAGAGGUACGUAGGGUGGUCAAUGAAGUAUUUGGAAGGAAGGGGUGCACGAAUCUUCCUGGCACCAGCGCCUUCUCAAGACGUGCUAGGUUAUCAUCAAACACCAAUGAGAAGGAAUUCUCUCGUCCACAUUUAGCCAAGCCGUCAAAGUAG
Messenger RNA from Cylicocyclus nassatus, 975 nucleotides. Lineage: Eukaryota; Metazoa; Nematoda; Chromadorea; Rhabditida; Strongylidae. The record is from the annotation of a GenBank genome assembly.